AUGUUGUGUGGAACAUUACAAAGAUGGGACUCUGAGCAACCAGAAAUAAAAUAUGUGGAUCUUGGCCACGGGCGAAACCUUUGCUUAGAUUGCUAUUCUAUUACUAUCGCGGAUCCAAAGGAAUGCGAGAAACAUAUUUUUGAAAACGUGCGUAGAUUUUAUACAGGUUUAAAUCUCAAUUUGGAUGAAGACAUUCCUAUUUUAUUGGUGGAUAAAGAUGAGAUGAGCAGAGUUCGCAAAAGAAAUUAUGAGAUGCAUCGGGACAUAAUUGGCUUAGCCACCAAUAUCUUGGAUUUCAAGCCUAUCGUGACGAUUAGUAGAUGUACAAAAUACGAAGACAGAAUUGAAGUGGAGAAAAAAGCCAACAAACUAACCAUGGCCGAAAGUUUUGCAGCACUUUUCGGCAGCAACAAAGACAAUAAACUUUUACUUCUAUUCGCACGGCCGGAUGUGCUCAUGGGCAUGACGUUGGCACAUGAGAUGAUGCAUAAGUGGUUGAGGUUUCAAGGUCUAAUUGGUGAUAGGAAACCGGAAAGAUUGGUAGAAGAAGGUAUUUGCCAAGUAAUGUCACACAUGUAUGGGAAAUGGUUUUGUUCUACAGGUUUUAAGUACUCCUCAUACAAUAAAACCGAUGAGCAACUUCAGUUUACAAAAGAUUUGAAUAAAUAUUAUGCAAAUCUUAAGAAAAUCGAUUCAGAUGAAGCUUAUCGCGAAGGGUUUAAGCAAGCUAUGCAUGUUGUGAAAGAAAAUGGCUUAAAAAAGACACUGGACUGCAUCGUUAAAAAAGGACAUUUGGCUCCUAAGAUGGAAGAAGAUGAAGAUAAUUACGAAGAUGCAAAAGGAAGUCUCCCACCACCCAAAAAUGACGUGGCACCACCACAAGGGCUACAAUGGGUUAUAGUCCAGUGA
Molecule: messenger RNA, 909 nt
Organism: Prunus armeniaca (apricot)
Lineage: Eukaryota; Viridiplantae; Streptophyta; Magnoliopsida; Rosales; Rosaceae
Source: the annotation of a GenBank genome assembly